AUGUGGUGCCAGCGUUCGGACCGGGUCUACGUCACCAUCAAGGUGGCCGACUGCGUCCGGGCGGCUGUGCACGUCAACGAUGGCGAGCUCAGCUUCAGCGGCCACGGCCACGGCGCGCGCGGCACGCGCGACUACGCGCUCUCGCUGCGGCUGGCCGGCGCGGUCGUUCCCUCCCGCUGCUGCUGGUUCGUGUGCGGCCCGUCGGUGCGCGUGCGUCUCGAGAAGGAGGCGGCGGGACCAUACUGGGACAGCCUGAUGGUUGGCGUCAAGCCGCCGCAGUGCAAGAUCGACUGGCAGUCCUGGAUCGACGAGGACGAGGAGUGCGAGGUGUCCGCGGCGCCGAGCGGCUUCGAGGCGAACGACCUCCAGAUGCAGAUGGACCUCAAGUACGGCCGGCCCGCCCGGGAGCUGAGCGAGGAGGAGGAGGGGCUGGUCGCCGGCGCCGGCACGUUGCGGCAGCGCCUCAAGGAGCAGAAGCGCGCCGAGCGGCUGUACUGGCUGGCGCACCACCAGAUGAGGCCGCAGGAGAAGGACACGGCCAAGGCGCGCGCGGCGGCGAACCGCGCGGCGCAGGACGAGCUGGCCCGCCACGUGUCAAGGCUGAAGCAGGUUGGCGUCGACGCGCUCGUCGGCGACGAGAGCCGCAGGCGGAGUGCUGCGUACACUGAGGUCGGGUACAAGGACGCGGCGCCGAUUGCUGAGGACGACGAGAUUGCCCUCGAGGAGAAUGAGGAGCGGAGCGAGGAGCUGCGGCUCGAGGAGAACACCGAGCUCGCGGAGGGGCAGGCGGAGGGAGUCGACGAGUCGGAGGACUCGCUGCAGCUCGAGGAGAACAUGGAGGGGCUCGAGGGAGGCCCGCCGGCUGUGUUAGUCUGAAUGGGAGAGAGAACGCGGCGCGCGGCCCGCCGCGCACGCGUUUCAGCACAUACGUGUUGGAUCCUAUUCACACAAUCGGUGUGGCGCGCCGCGGCCCGCGGCCGCGCGUUGCUGUCCGGCACCAACUUGAUUCGUAGAUGCGCGUCUCCCCCUCCGCCCUAUGUGCCGCCACCCCCCUCCAAUCCGUAAUUCCGUAAAAUCGCGUGAAAAGCGCC
Messenger RNA from Emiliania huxleyi CCMP1516, 1091 nucleotides. RefSeq lists its product as hypothetical. The record is from RefSeq and is a predicted model, not a curated record. Gene Ontology annotation, cellular component: cytosol; nucleus. NCBI's taxonomy places the organism in Eukaryota, Haptophyta, Isochrysidales, Noelaerhabdaceae. The transcript is spliced from 5 exons. Gene Ontology annotation, biological process: chaperone-mediated protein complex assembly; protein folding. Gene Ontology annotation, molecular function: protein-folding chaperone binding; Hsp90 protein binding. Bases 1 to 876 code for a protein of 291 amino acids.